Dromiciops gliroides (monito del monte) is the source of this 6799-nucleotide messenger RNA. RefSeq names its product SURP and G-patch domain containing 1 (gene SUGP1). The coding region runs from base 92 to 2005 and encodes 637 amino acids. The record is from RefSeq and is a predicted model, not a curated record. Gene Ontology annotation, cellular component: nucleoplasm. NCBI's taxonomy places the organism in Eukaryota, Metazoa, Chordata, Mammalia, Microbiotheria, Microbiotheriidae. Gene Ontology annotation, biological process: RNA processing. Gene Ontology annotation, molecular function: RNA binding. The transcript has 14 exons.
CCUCCCCCUCCUCAGCCUCUCCACGCACACACACACAUCCCCGCCCGCCCCUGGGUGAGGCGCGGUGCACUGUGGGAUUGAGGACCUCAAGAUGGACAGUCGGGAUGUUGCAGGAAAAGCCAACAGGUGGUUUGGAAUUGCACCACCUAAAUCUGGGAAGAUGAACAUGAAUAUUCUUCAUCAAGAGGAACUGAUUGCUCAGAAGAAGAGGGAAAUUGAGGCCAAAAUGGAGCAACAAGCCAAACAGAGUCAUGUGGCCACUCCCCAGCCCCCAACUCCCAGAGAAAUUGCAAGUGCACCAAAUGCUGCUUCUGUCUCUAACAAGUUUGCUAAUGAUGGCAGCUUCCUGCAGCAGUUUCUGAAGCUGCAGAAGGAAAGAUCCUGCACAGAUGCUUCUCCAAGUUCUGCCUGUACUCCCACUAAUGUCUCUACCUCAAGCACUGGGAAAAGACCAAUCUUGAUUGGAAAGAGACCCAGCCUGGGAGUGAGCAACCCUCUCAAUCAAGUCAAGAACUACUCUCACGCCAAACAGAGCCCCGUGGCUAACCGCCUGAGUGUCUUCCAGUCUCCAGAUGAUGACGACGAGGAGGAUUAUGAGCAGUGGUUGGAAAUUAAAAUUUUACCCCCAGAGGAUGCGGAGACCCGGAAAGUGGUAGAGAAAUUGGCCAGGUUUGUGGCAGAAGGAGGCCCUGAAUUAGAAAAGGUUGCUAUGGAGGACUACAAGGAUAACCCUGCAUUUUCAUUUUUGCAUGAUAAGAACAGCAGAGAAUUCCUGUACUACAGAAAGAAAGUGGCAGAGAUGAAAAAGGAAAACCAGAAUGCCCAGACACCGUCUUCUCAAAAAGUUUCACCCCCAGAGGAUGAAGAGACCAAGACUUUUGCUGAGAAGCUGGCCAGGUUUAUAGCUGACGGGGGUCCAGAAGUGGAAACAAUUGCCUUGCAGAACAACAGGGAAAACCAUGCAUUCAGGUUCUUAUAUGAGCCGAAUAGCAAAGGAUAUAAAUACUACCGACAGAAACUGGAGGAGUUCCGGAAAGCCAAGGCCAGCUCUGUAGGUACAACCCCUACACCUGAUCCUGGUCUGAAACGGAAGACACCUCCAGAGGCCCCUUCUUCCUCUGCGUCCCCUUCCUCCUCCUCCUCCUCCUCCACCACCAUUUCCACUACUCCAGCUCCUGGCAAGGCAGUGGCUGCAGCUACAACCAAGAAGAAAAGGAAGAGCAGAUGGGGCCCAGAAGAGGAGAAGGUUGAACUUCCUCCACCUGAGAUGGUCCAACAGGAUGUGGACGCCUCUCCUUCCCCUCUGUCAGUUCAGGACCUUAAAGGGCUUGGUUAUGAGAAAGGAAAACCUGUUGGCCUCGUGGGGGUGACAGAGCUCUCAGAUGCCCAGAAGAAGCAGCUGAAGGAGCAGCAGGAGAUGCAGCAGAUGUAUGACAUGAUUAUGAAGCACAAACGGGCCAUGCAGGACAUGCAGCUUAUGUGGGAGAAGGCUGUCCAGCAACACCAGCAUGAUUAUGAUAGUGACGAGGAGGUGGACAAUGAGCUGGGAACGUGGGAGCAUCAGCUUCGUCGAAUGGAGAUGGACAAGACACGAGAAUGGGCAGAGCAAUUGACUAAAAUGGGCAGAGGAAAGCACUUCAUUGGCGAUUUCUUGCCCCCUGAUGAGUUGGAGAAGUUCAUGGAGACAUUCAAGGCAUUAAAGGAAGGCCGUGAGCCAGACUACUCAGAGUACAAAGAAUUCAAAUUGACUGUGGAGAACAUUGGCUACCAGAUGUUGGUGAAGAUGGGCUGGAAGGAGGGUGAAGGCCUUGGCUCAGAAGGGCAAGGGAUCAAAAAUCCUGUUAACAAGGGUACAACGGCAGUGGAUGGAGCUGGAUUUGGCAUAGAUCGGCCUGCUGAACUCUCUAAAGAAGAUGAUGAAUAUGAGGCAUUCCGUAAAAGAAUGAUGUUGGCCUAUAGAUUUCGACCUAACCCGCUGAACAAUCCCAGAAGACCUUACUACUGAGUAUUUUCCCAAAAAAAGUAUUUUCAGUACAAAUGUAAUUUUACUGUGAAAUGUUAUAGAACUGCAUUACUCCCACUCCCAUACCCUGUCUUUUUUUUCUUCUUUGUUGCAAAUACUGUAAAAUGUAUUAAAAGUCACAGUACUCUGCUUCACCCAGAACAGUGUUGUAGCACCAGCAGGCGGGCACACAAGCAUAACGCCCUUCCUCGAUGACAGCAUCUUUGUGAAGGUGGUGGUGUCAUAGAGGAGUAAAGAAGAAGGGUUAGCAUGGAAGCUUGUCCCUAGUAUCCUUUCCAAGGGGAAACACCAAAGAAUCCUUUCAGAAUCCUCAUGUUCUAUUGAGGGAUACCUCCUUUCCAGUGAUAAAGAAUAGUUUGAUUAGAAACUGAAUCUUCAUGCUGUAUUGGAAUUUAGAAUAUAUAACAUGUAAAGCGACAGGGAUCUAAGAGAUCUAACCUCCCUCUCAAGUUACUGAUAAAAAACCAAACCAAACAAAAACUCUGAGGUCCAGAGAAUGAGCCUGCUGUCAUACAGCAAGUUAAUGGCAGAGCUGGUACUAGGACCUGGAUCCUCUAUUGUUGUGUCCUACAUUGUGGCUUAAGUAGCAGGUUUACCAGGAGAUGGUUGUCCUCACACUAGGAGGCCACAAACAGUCCCAACCUUAAUACAGUUUUCAUUUCCCUUACCUAGCCUCCUGGCCAGUAUUUUGGACCUUUGCCUGCUCCUAAUUCUCGAGGGUGUAUGUGGAAUCAUAGCCCAGCACUUUCCUUUGAGUCUGUGAACAAAGAGGAGGCUCUAUACCUCCAGAAACCCCUGGGGGAUGCAUCCUUAUUUCUCUACCUCCUGUGAACAUGGGGUCACCUGCAGGUUCCUUUGUGACUUUUUGUGAGAGGUUUCCUUAUAGUGACCAACUUGCCCACCUGAAGGAGAGCUCAGGUUCCCUGAACAGGAAAAUGUCCUAUGCCUUACACUUACACCAGGGGCCUAAUUAGCUUCCUUUCUAUAUACUAUUUAGUGUGUUCACACCCUAGCUGUUCUUCUGUAACUCAGAGCCUUCUAAUAUACUUGGUUUCCAGUAAAGCCUCUUGAAAUUCUCUUUUCUGCAUGGUGAGGUUUUCCAGUCUGGGGUGGUGCUCAUCUUGCCGGGGAGUAUGUGGUUUCUUUAGGCUUCACGACCGAGCCUGGCCCUUUGGUAAAACCGGCAUGUUAUACAUCUUAAACUGAGGGUUCUUCCCAGUGUUUUCCCCGAGAGCUCAAGAUACUAAUUACAUACCACUACUCCCAGUCCACUUGGAACCAGUUAGUUUACUCUGUAGCUGCUGCUUUUGUCAUAAAAGGAAGAAGUCAGAUUAGACAGACUCCCAGGUCCUUUUCAGUUCUACCAGUCGAUGUUCUCCGAUGCCUUACAGCUCUCACUUUCUGUGCUCCAAAAUCCUUUCCAAGUGAGCAUCACUUCUACUUUUGGGACCAAAUCCCAAGAUUCACUGAGCCUUAAAGACAGUGACAUAUGCCAGGACCCUUAGCAGGGGCCUGGGUCUCUUCCUGGAUUCUUUUACUUUGGAGCUAAGAGGAAGCUUGGCAUGACCAACCCACUUUUCCAUUUCCUGCUCCACGAGCAUGUGUCUGAUUUUUGGCUGCUUUAAAGUCCUUCCCAUCUAAGAAUCCAUUAGCAAGCAUUUAUUAAGCACCUACCAUAUGCCAAGCAUGGUGCUGGGCACUGGGGAGAUAAAAACAAAACUGGCAUCUCUGUCCUCCUCAGGAGAAAACUGCAUGUACACAUUGGGGGACAGGAAAGGGAGGCACUAAGAAAGGCUUCCUGUAGAUGAUAGCACUUGGCCUGAAUUUUGAAGGAAACUUGGGUUUCUAAGAAUCUGUAAAUAGGUUGGAGCCAGUUGUGAAGGGUUUUUUAGAUGUGAUGAAAGGUUAUCUUCAUUUUCUACAAGGUAACUAGAUGUUCUUAAGUCAGAGGCAGCGUGGUACAACAGCAGGAGCACUAGGCUAGACUUAGUCGGUUAUUUUACAGGUGAGGAAACCAAGGCGAAAAAGGGACUCUUAAAUUCCAGGGUUAGGAGUGGGAGCCUGGUGUCCUGACUGCUUGUGGUGGGAUUUGGGCCAGUCUGCUUACUUUUCCUAAUGUGUUUUCUUUAUCUGUAAAAUGCUGCUACAACUUCCUGUCGUUCUAAUGGUCAGUGUCGUGUGGCUAUGAAAGUUGAGGAGACAUCACAGCACACUGAACACAACUUGUACAUGACAAGCAAGAAUCCCCUUUACAGUGUCUCCUCUCCCCCUCCCCCCCCCACGCCAGCAGCUCUUUCUAGUUUUCAAUUUCUCUUAAGUGUCAGAAAAUUUUACCUUCUGGUACACCAAAAUCCGACUGUGCACUGUCUGCCUGCUGUGACUGGUUUUGUCCUCUGGAUCCAAGCUCUUCCAAAUCACAAGUCUUCAGAUACUUGGUAGUAGGAAUUAUCAGUCUAUUUUUUCUCUGCCAAGCUAAAUGUCCCCACUUGCUUCACCUGAACCUCAUAAUGACCUGAUUUCUAGGCCUGCCCCAUCCUGUUCACUCUCCUGUGUACUCUAGUUUGUGUGUCCUACCUUUAAUGUGCCCAGAACUGAUCUGGGAUAUUGCAGAUGUGGGCUGUCCAAUUGAAACUUAUUUAUUAAGCAUCUACUGUAUGCCAGGCACUCUGCUACAUCCUGGGAAUAGAAAGAUAAAGUGAAAUGUUCCCGUGCCUGCCAGAGUUUACAUUGUAUAGAAGGAGAACUGAGGACAGUGUGAUGACCACUACCCUCUUUCUGGGAACAAGACCUCUCCUGAUACAUCCUGAAUUUCCAAACCUCUUCCCAGUUUAAGCCCUGCAUAAGCACUAUAGUUAUCUAUGUUGUUAUAUAUAUAUCCCUUUGUUAUGGAUGGAUGCUUGUGCUUACGAACCAUGUCUUAUUCUUUUCUGUCUCCCCUAGUGUCCAGCACAGGGCCCCUUGUACACAGUAGGAAUCAAUAUUUGUUGAGCUGAAUUUUGUCAUCAUCCUUUUUGGAAAGAAAACUGUUGGUUUUAACUGAGGUCCUAAAUUUUGUAACAUAAAAUAAUGAUUAUAUGAUGUGAGACUCAUCUUGGAGGUGGGAAGGGGGGAGAAUGGGAGAAGGAAAAGAAGCAGAGCUGCUUUGGGGUGCCCUUCACAUCACACCCCACAGAAGGUCACUUCCUCUGCCUACAAAAAGAGAUGGAUGUCUGGUGACAUGUCUUGUCUCUUUGUGUCUUUGAAGUGAAAGCAUUCUGGGCUAAGCCCCCAAGGCUUCCUGUGCAAUUUCCAUUAAAUGGUAUGGUUAAAGCCCUGGACUGGGCAAGGAGUGCCAUGGUCCUAAGUGCCAUUUCCCUCCUUCUGGGCUAUUGUGAAGAUCAAAGAGAUGCUUGUUGCACAAGUGCUUUAUAAACUUUAUGUUCCAUAUUCAUAUGAAAUUCUUUCCAGUUAUCAUAAUAAUGAUGUUCUUGGAUAAGCUAGUCAGGGCUUUUGUAUUCUUUGAACUCUUAGAAUAAUAGUCUCACGUUGUUCCAUCCCUACCUGUGCCAAGGUGCCACUGCCCUGGCAGCCACUUUGUUGUUCAUGACCCUCACCUUUGUCAGCUGCAGCUUCUGUUAAGUGUAAGCUGCAUGUGCUCUGUGCUGAGGAACAAAGAUGAAAAGUAAGUUUGUUUUCAGGGAGUUUACAAUCUAAUAGGAGUGUUAAGGCCUGCAUGCACUACUUAAAUACAAAUACAAUGAGAUACAGAUACGUGAAAGAACAAAGAGGCUUGUUAAAAGAUGUAUCUGUUGCCCUUUUUAAAAAAACAUCAUUUUCAAAUAUUCCCCUUCCCCUCUCCCACCCUGAAAGGCUUUCCUUUUAAUAAGGAAAAAAGGGUUGGGCAAGCAGUUCAGCAAAAUCUACAAACAUCAGCCAAGUCUGGUAGUGUUUGCAAAGUUCCAUGCAAAGAAUCCCCUGACCUCUGCAAAAAAGGGAGAGAGGGGCCUUUUCUCAUUGUUUCUUCAGAGACAAGCUUGGUCCUACGUAGGGUUCAUUUAAAAAAAAUUUUUUUUAUUCUUCUAACUUAAAUUGUAAUUGUGUAUUACUUUCCUGAUUCAGCUUCAUUUUGCAUUAGUUCAUGUAAGUAUUCCCAUGCUACCCUGAAUUCUUCAUAGUCAUCAUUUCUGAUGGCAUAACAACAUUCCCAUUACAUUUUUGUCUGAGGCAAUAUGGUUAGGUGGAUCUUGGUUCAAGUCCUACUUCUGGCACAUGCCAGCUGUAUGACCCUGGACCAUUCACUCAACCUUCAGUGCUCAAGGGAGCUCCUUACAAUUAUUAACUACAGAUAAGGUACCCACUUCUAUUGUUAUUCCGCCUUCUCUGGAAGUUUCUUAUAGCAAUGAAUGACAGGUUCAGCCCCUCUCAUGUCAAAUCAGUGAGCUUACUUUGUGCCAGACUGUCUACCAAACACCAGGAGUAUAUAAAGGAAGGCAAAAACAGUCCCUGCUUUCAAGUCACAUUCUGAAGGGGAGACAACGUGUACAUUAAUUGGUGUGCUGUAGAUGAAUAUCAAGGUGACCACCUUGGCAUAUGUGCCUAGGAGUGGGAUCUCUGGGGCAGAGGUUAUGAACAUUUUAGCCAUUUGGUUUGUUGGCAUAAUAUGAAAUUGCUUUCCAGAAUGGUUGGACCAAUUAAUAGCUCUACCAGCAGUGUAUAUUAACCAAGCAUUGAUUAAACACUUAUACUGGGCACUGUCAUUUAUGGGGUCUCAAAUAAAGGUUUAAAACUGCCCUCAAG